Molecule: messenger RNA, 2793 nt
Organism: Girardinichthys multiradiatus
Lineage: Eukaryota; Metazoa; Chordata; Actinopteri; Cyprinodontiformes; Goodeidae
Gene: oma1
Product: OMA1 zinc metallopeptidase
Exons: 8
Coding region: 166-1695 (509 amino acids)
Biological process (GO): mitochondrial protein processing; protein quality control for misfolded or incompletely synthesized proteins
Cellular component (GO): mitochondrial inner membrane
Molecular function (GO): metalloendopeptidase activity
Source: RefSeq, a predicted model, not a curated record
GACCGUCACUUUACGGCACAACACCGGAAGGACAGCUCUAUAUGGUUCUAACAAAGUUGGAACACCUUUAGAUUACAGUGUGCUACGUUAUAGUUGUCUCUCUCUGUUGCACUGAUAAUACAGAAGUCCCGCCUUAUAGAGGAGCGCCUGCUAAGAGUAACAAUAAUGGCUUUUGUAUGUAGUAACUUUUUAAGAAACGCUCGCCGUUUUUAUUUUCAUAUACAUCUGACUCGAAAGUCCCAGCUCUGUAAACGAGCUGAUUUGAAGAAUAAACAAUUCCCAGUAGAUUCUAACGUCAUCUUUUUAAAAAUCUCUUCUAACGUUAGAGUCUGUGCAACUAGACAGUCUGUUUUACUAUGUGGCAACGUAAGGACGGUGUGUUCCCGGAUAGGUUCGGUCCACACACAGUGGAGCCGACACUUCCACACCUCACACCCCGUGAGAGCCCUUCCUGCUCCCCUCCUAUGGAUGGUCCUCAAACCUCUUCAGAAGCUUCUUGCUAUCCUGCUGGGCAGGAGUCUGAGGAAGUGGUGGGUGGCUCUACCAGACAACCGCCGGCAGCUCAUGCACGUAUGGUUCCGGAGGCGCCGCUGGCAUCUGGUAGUGGGGUUAGGAGUUACUCUAUUAAUUCUGGCCCUUCUUCUCCUUACACACCUGGAUGAGUCCCCAGUGACAGGGCGGCUCCGCCUCCUGGUGUUCAGCAGGGAGACGUACAUGGAGCUGGCAGCUCUGACUUCAGAGGCGCACCUGGAGGAGUUUGCAGAGCAGCUGCUUCCUGUCACUGACCCUCUUCACCAGAUGGUGGAGCAGUCGGUGCAACUCCUAGCGCAAAGGAACAAGGACAUCCCUGAAGUGUCCAAAGUCCCCUGGAGUGUACAUGUGGUGGAAAGUUCUCAAAUCAAUGCCUUUGUCCUUCCAAAUGGGAAAGUGUUUGUGUUCACUGGGAUGUUGGGAGCUGUGGCAGAUGUUGACCAGCUCAUGAUUGUACUUGGACAUGAAAUGGCUCAUGCUAUACUGGACCAUUCUGCAGAACAGGCCAGCCUGUCCCAUGUUGUGGACCUCCUGUCUCUUAUUCUGGUGACAGCCAUCUGGGCAUUAUGUCCUGGAGACAGCUUGGCAUUGUUGGGAGGGUGGGCAAAGGACAAGCUCAUGGAGCUGAUGUUCAACCAUCCCUACAGUCGGAAACUGGAGGCUGAGGCAGAUCAAGUUGGAUUGCAUUUAGCUGCUAAGGCCUGUGCGGAUGUGCGAGCAGGCCCCGUGUUCUGGCAGCAGCUGGAACUGGUAGACCAAGUUACAGGCAGUUCCACUUUGCCCGAGUGGCUGUCUACACACCCCUCACACAGGAACAGAUCCGGUCAGAUGGACCGUCUCAUACCACAGGCUCUGGAGCUGAGGGAAACUUGUGCAUGCCCUGCGCUUCCUCCUAUUGACCCUCGAGCUGUCUUCUCGAAGACUGUCCACGAGUUGCUGGAAAAAGCUAAGGAGCAGGGGGUCAGAGGGCUGGAGGGGACCCACGAGCCACAAUCCGUUUCCACUCCUGCAGGACUGGCAGUUUCUCAAAAUGUGCUUGCUUCUUCUUCAAAAGUGGAUUGGUUAAACAAAGACAGGGUCCCUGCUGUCACGUCUCCUCUGCCUGCUGCUGCAGGGAAGGAAUCCCAUCAUGUGCUGCAGAACUCCAGCCAGCAGGGGAGUUAAAUCCAAACAAAUCUUCAAAAAACUUCACUGACUAUUGGCAGAUUUACUAGAGCUUGAAGCCUUUUGUUUCUUUUCUAUAUCUGUAUAGAGCCACUUAAAGUGGUCCCUAAGCUCAACACAUUGAGAUCCCAACCAUUACAUUGUAGGCCACAGUAGAAAAUGAUGUUUGAGAAAGCUUUCUAAAAACAGGUGGAUGGGAGUAUAAUAAAUAAAAAAUCAGGGCAAAAAGUCAGCAAAACCAAAUUGAAAAUGCUGUCCAUGUCUUGUGUCCAUCAAGAUGCCACUUUAAUUAGCUAACCUUGACCAGGGAAAUGCUGCAUUAAUUAGAAAAGCUUCCAUACUUUGUGAGAUUUAAUAUGUGCAUUAUUUAUCGAUGCACGGCAACAGCAGGGAAGAAGCACUUAGGUGUGCAUGUUUGAUGCUGCACCCAUAGUGAGGUGAGGACAUCUAUGUUCUCGCUGCGACUGCUGCAUUCUCAUGCAACACACACUUCAUGCACUUUAUGCAUUUUCUAGCGUGAGGGACUUAAUCGGGUAAAUUGAUGCUGGGCUGUUGUAGGACGCAGCCCUCUGCAUGGGAAUAUCAAUGUCAAGGCGUCGAGCUUUGAGAAAGAAUUUUAUGGGAUUUUUUAAAACUCUUAUUUAACAAGGCGAGCAGUGUGAGAAAACAUUGAUAUUUCCAGCAACAGCCUUGGGGAGCCGUCACGCACAGAGCUGGGGAGGGCAGCCAUGGUUCAAAGCUAAUUGUGUUCUUUUAUGUGCGAGUGUGUGCUGAAAUUAAAUGGUACACUUGGAUACCCUAUGAAAUCAAAUUCCAAAACUGUGAUAUCAUUGCUGAAAAUAAUUUUAUUUACAGUUUUUGAUGCUUUUUAGAUGCAGAUCCAGCUACCAAAAGAACCAGCAAAGAGUUUUUCCACAUAGCUGUUUGAGCUUUGUUUAACUUUAGCAGGAUAGGGUCUGUAUAAGAAUCACGUCUAUAUUGGAUUAUGUGGUUUGUGAACGCUUUCAAUCAGUGCAUUGAAUUAAAUGAAAAUCCCAUUGAAAAUGAGAAAUAUAUCCUGUAAGCACUUUUAUUAAAUUAAAAUUUUAUUCAAAACUA